AUGGUGCUACAAGCAAUUAAGCUUCAAAUUAGAGAUUCUGGAGCGUCGCCACACCCAGGAAGGCUUCAGAUUGUUUCCAGCUUCGCCCCGGAAAUGAGUACCGUGCACACAGCAAAUCCAGAACCUCCCUCUGCACCCAGGGGAAAUGACGCUUCAAUAACCAUGUACCCCUCCUCUCGUCAGCUUCACCCUCCGUCCGCAAACGCGCCCUCUCCCCCAUCUCAUCCUUUGUCUCAUUUAUGUGAACCAGCUUCCUCGAUCUCCCCUAGUUCAAAUGCCAAUCAGGGCGAAAGUGAUCCAGCAGCCCUUGCCUUGCUCCCAGGCAUGCUCCUUGGUGUAGAGGGGAAGCUAAGGAAGGCUAUCUCCAUGAUAACCGAUACUUUAGGACCCGUGACUCUCCCAUGCCUCUUUGUGGGCGGGGGUGUCCUGGGAGCCGCCGUAGCAACAGCCUCAUUUAGAACUCGCAUGCGCAAAUUGGGGGCUGCCGUACCAACGACCGCCCGGGCAACUGGUGUAAAAACGCUUCCUGCCGGAGGCGCAGCCGGCCACAGGGCCCCUCUAAAAGGCAACACUGCACAGCAGACAGCGGCGACAUCUUCUCCUGCGGCCACAGGAGAACCGCAGCUUCAAGCCUCCUCCAUCCUUGCCGCCGAACUGGCCAGACACAGAAAAAGAAAAUCCUGGGAGCUCGACGAUGAAGACGAAGAGGACUGGGAGAACCCCAGAGCUGGAGAACAGCGCCAGACGCUCCGUUCCGCGGCAGAUCUGUUCACCGCUAGAGAACUCGCAACCCUCUUUCUGUUGCCGGCAUGCUUCAUUGGCUCCGUCCUUGGGGGCGGCUGGAUCUUCUUCAAAUAUCAAUGCGGUAUUCACGAUGUAAGUCUGACCUAG
Cyclospora cayetanensis is the source of this 891-nucleotide messenger RNA. RefSeq lists its product as uncharacterized. Lineage: Eukaryota; Apicomplexa; Conoidasida; Eucoccidiorida; Eimeriidae. The record is from RefSeq and is a predicted model, not a curated record. The coding region runs from base 1 to 891 and encodes 296 amino acids. The transcript is spliced from 2 exons.